AUGACAAAAGUUGUGACACAAACAUUGAAUUGAGUAAAUUGCGUACAUUUUAUUUUACACUUUCAUUGAAUAACUUUUAUUCAUACUGCAUCGAUUUGUGGCAUAUUUUUCAUUCAGUGGCACUUCGCGAAGAGUGUGUAUUCAUCACUAGUGACGUCAUCAGCCGAAAAAGCAAAGAAUGUACAACGCAGAUAACCAAAAUCAUAAUAAAGAGGCGGUGGCUAGUCCAUCAAGCGACGAGUCUCCGACGAAAAUAUUCAAAUUAACCAUCGAUUGUUUGGACGAAAUAUUCGAAUAUUUGUCGCUGAAAGACUUGCAUUCAUUCGGUCAAACAUGCAAGCGAAUGAACAAAGUGGCCGGCGAAUAUUUCAAGCAGAAUUAUUCCUCGGCUCCAAAUUUGUGCAAAGUGGAUGGAAUAUACACGAAUUAUGACAAAGAUGACGUCACAAAUGAACAAAUUCAUAUAUCUGGUUUCAAUAAAUUUAUGCCGUGCAUUUCAUAUUGUGGACACUGUCCACAACACGAUUUCGGUGCAUUUAAAUAUACUAAAUCUCAUAUAAAUGAAUUUGAGGCAACUAACCACAUUUACCUCGGAUGGUUAAGCAUUAAUUGCAAAACAGUUGAGCAUUUUAAACAAUUGUUGCCCCAACUGGGAAUUGUUCAAUACCAAUGUUGUUCGGUGGAUGGUGACAUAUACGAUUUGAUAUUGAAAUAUUGUAAAAAUUUGAGAGAGAUUUAUGUUCAAGGUUCGGAUGGCGGUAAACGAAUAAAUGGUAAAUUCAACUGGCUGUUACAAGAAUAUCCCAAGCUUGAACGUUUGGAAUGGAGACCCAAUGAUCCCUGUAAGAUUGAAGAGCUACGUGAUUUUUUCAUACGUAAUCCAAAUGUAAAGAGAUUUUCAACUACCUCAAAAUUUUGGUGGACGAAUGGUGACAUAUUCUCAAAUUCCAAGGCAAAAUUGGAUAUAUUCGAAAUCAAAGGAUUUUACGUUAAUACGGGGCAUGACAAAGAUGGUGACAAGAUAUUGAAAAGUCAUGUCAACUUAUUAAAUCGACUCUAUGAACAAGGCUUUUAUAAACGACUAUACAUUUACGUCGAUAGUGUUUAUGAAGAGAAAAUCACUGCAUUUGCCUCGAUCAAAGGUCUCGAAUUAUUGUUCAUUCGAUGGUUUCAAAAGAGUUAUAAUUUAGCUCAACUGACCAAUCUGAGAGAAUUAAUGAUUAUGUAUGGAUCGAAAGAUCCUAAGGAUAUGGAGGUUUUAGCAAAUGGCCUGACAAAACUCGAACGUCUUAACAUUGGUGGGUCUAAAAUCGAUGAUAUUAUGCCAUUCAUUCGUCGAUCACCGAAAUUGAACAAAAUCAAAUUUAUACCACGGAACAAAGAUGUAGUUUUGAAUUUGGCAAUGAUGAAUGAAGAACGUGCCAAGUUGGUUGGAGCUCGAAAAAUAAUAAUUUAUACGCGUGAUGAUGUUUUCUUGGCUACUAAAUGGACGACCAGAAACGGUGAUAUCAAUUUGAGCUUCAUCGAAAUGAGACGAUUGGAUUCGAUUGAAUGGAAUCAUCAUAUACAUCCGUAUUCUAUCCUUUAAAGUCUAUACGAUUUUUGUAAAAGUUGCCAUUAAAAAACUAUCCAAAAUGAUGUUUGAUCAUUUUUAUCAUUUUCUUCUGUGCGGACUUUCUUUGAUUUGAUGAAGUUAUAAAUAAAUAUAUACCUCGAGGGUACUAUAGUUCUCA
Molecule: messenger RNA, 1733 nt
Organism: Contarinia nasturtii (swede midge)
Lineage: Eukaryota; Metazoa; Arthropoda; Insecta; Diptera; Cecidomyiidae
Exons: 2
Coding region: 179-1588 (469 amino acids)
Molecular function (GO): protein binding
Source: RefSeq, a predicted model, not a curated record